Molecule: messenger RNA, 7702 nt
Organism: Pyrgilauda ruficollis (rufous-necked snowfinch)
Lineage: Eukaryota; Metazoa; Chordata; Aves; Passeriformes; Passeridae
Gene: SPAG9
Product: sperm associated antigen 9
Exons: 31
Coding region: 143-4123 (1326 amino acids)
Biological process (GO): vesicle-mediated transport
Cellular component (GO): cytoplasm
Molecular function (GO): kinesin binding; signaling receptor complex adaptor activity; MAP kinase scaffold activity
Source: RefSeq, a predicted model, not a curated record
AGGCCCCGCCCGGCGCGGCGGGUGAGGUCACAGGCGCGCGCCGCUCCCCGCCCGGCCCUGCCGAGGCUCUGCCGCUGCCGCAGGGAGCCGCUCCGAGCAGGACCUGCCGGGCCCCGCCAGGCCCCGCGCGACCCCCGCCGCCAUGGAGCUGGCGGACGGCGUGGUGUACCAGGAGGAUCCCGGCGGGCCCGGCCCCGCCAUGAUGUCGGAGCGGGUGUCGGGGCUGGCGGGCUCCAUUUACCGCGAGUUCGAGCGGCUCAUCGGGCGCUACGACGAGGAGGUGGUGGCCGAGCUGAUGCCGCUGGUGGUGGCCGUGUUGGAGAACCUGGACUCGGUGUGCGCUCACAGCCAGGAGACCAGCGUGGAGCUGGAGCUGCUGCGGGACGAUAACGAGCAGCUGCUCACGCAGUACGAGCGGGAGAAGGCGCUGCGCAAGCAGGCCGAGGAGAAAUUCAUUGAAUUUGAAGAUUCUCAAGAACAAGAGAAAAAGGACUUACAGACCAGAGUGGAAGCAUUAGAGUCACAAACUCGACAGCUUGAACUAAAAGCAAAAAACUAUGCUGAUCAAAUUAGCAGACUUGAGGAGCGGGAGGCAGAACUCAAGAAGGAAUACAAUGCACUUCAUUCAAGACAUACAGAGAUGAUACACAAUUAUAUGGAGCACUUGGAAAGAACCAAACUUCAUCAGCUAACAGGGGGUGAUCAGCUAGAAUCCACAACACACAGUAGAAUUAGGAAGGAGCGUCCAAUAUCCCUGGGCAUCUUCCCAUUACCUGCAGGAGAUGCUCUCCUCACGCCCGAGGCUCAGAGGGAGGUGGCAGAAACACCUGUGGCAGAGCACUGGAAAUUCCACGAGCUGAGCCAGCCACGGUCCCACACCAGCCUCAAGGAUGAGCUCUCUGACGUUAGCCAGGCAGGCUCCAAAUGUACUACGCCAGCAUCCACAGCUGCUUCAGAUGUUCCUGUGCUGCCUGCUGAAACCCCUCAAAAGGAAAAUGUUGAAGGGCUUGCAAAGGACACAGAGAUGGCAAAUGAGAAACUGGAUGUAAGCAAGAAUAUUGAAGUACAGGCAGCUCAAGAGACAAGAAAUGUGUGCACUGGGGAAAAUGAAAAUGAAGAAAAAUCUGAAGUUCAGGCAAUUAUUGAGUCAACUCCAGAGUUGGAUAUGGAUAAAGAUCUCAGUGGAUAUAAGGGUUCCAGCACUCCCACCAAAGGCAUCAAGAACAGAGCAUUUGACCGUAACACAGAGUCACUCUUUGAAGAGCUGUCAUCUGCUGGUUCUGGCCUAAUUGGAGAUGUGGAUGAAGGUGCAGACUUACUGGGAAUGGGGCGUGAGGUUGAAAACCUUAUUUUGGAAAACACUCAGCUGCUGGAGACAAAAAAUGCACUGAAUGUAGUGAAGAAUGAUUUAAUAGCAAAGGUGGAUGAAUUGACCUGUGAAAAGGAUGUACUACAAGGUGAAUUAGAGGCUGUAAAACAAGCAAAGCAAAAGCUUGAAGAGAAGAAUAAAGAACUGGAAGAAGAGCUGAGAAAAGCUCGUGCAGAAGCAGAAGAAGCAAGACAGAAGGCUAAAGAGGAUGAUGAUAGCGAUGUCCCCACGGCGCAGCGCAAACGCUUCACACGAGUGGAAAUGGCCCGAGUGCUGAUGGAGAGGAACCAGUACAAGGAGAGGCUGAUGGAGCUGCAGGAGGCUGUCCGAUGGACUGAGAUGAUAAGAGCAUCCAGAGAAAAUCCAGCCAUGCAAGAGAAGAAAAGAUCAAGCAUUUGGCAAUUUAUGCCAACUCGUUUUAGCAGGCUCUUCAGUUCAUCCAGCAAUACAGCAAAGAAACCAGAACCUCCUGUCAAUGUUAAAUAUAAUGCUCCAACCUCGCACAUUACUCCAUCAGUCAAGAAAAGAAGCAGCACCUUAUCUCAAUUACCCAGUGACAAAUCUAAAGCCUUUGAAUUCCUCAGUGAAGAAACUGAAGCCAGUUUAGCCUCACGCCGGGAGCAGAAGAGGGAGCAGUACCGCCAGGUGAAAGCUCACGUCCAGAAGGAGGAUGGCAGAGUGCAGGCUUUUGGCUGGAGUCUACCUCAGAAGUACAAACAGAUGGCAAAUGGUGGACAGGGUGAAAAUAAGAUGAAGAACUUGCCUGUACCUGUUUACCUGAGACCUUUGGAUGAAAAGGAUACCUCUAUGAAGCUGUGGUGUGCUGUAGGGGUGAACCUGUCAGGAGGGAAGACACGAGAUGGAGGGUCUGUGGUUGGUGCCAGUGUGUUCUACAAUGAUGUGACUGGAGUGGAUGCAGAGGGCAACAAGCAGCAAACAGGAUCCCAGAGUAGCUUAGAUAAACUAGAUCAAGAGCUCAAGGAUCAGCAGAAGGAACUGAAACACCAGGAAGAAUUAUCCAGUCUAGUUUGGAUCUGCACUAGCACACAUUCUGCUACAAAAGUUAUCAUAAUUGAUGCAAACCAACCAGGGAAUAUUCUGGACAGUUUCAUUGUUUGCAAUUCUCAUGUGCUUUGUAUUGCCAGUGUGCCAGGGGCAAGAGAAACAGACUACCCUGCAGGAGAAGAAGGGUCCCAGGAAGCAGAUUCCAGCCAAGUGGACAAAUCCUCCCUGUGUGGCAGUAUGACCAGCAACAGCUCUGCUGAGACUGACAGCCUGCUGGGGGGCAUCACUGUGGUGGGCUGCACUGCUGAGGGUCUCACGGGGGCUCCUGGUGCUCAUGACACCAAUGGGGCCUCACCUGUGGUGGAGAAACAGUCAGAUAUUGAAGCUGAAAAUAAUUCAGUAGAUGAAAACAUUCCGACGGCAGAGGAGGCAACAGAAGCAACAGAAGUCAAUGCAGGGACAGGAGAAGACACAGCUGAUAUUGCACAAACUGGAGUCUACACAGAGCAUGUCUUUACAGAUCCCUUGGGAGUGCAGCAUACAACAGAGGCAUCUCCAGUGUAUCAGCCUAAUACUGAGUCAGAGUUAUAUAAGGAUGUUGCAGUUCUGCCAAGUGAGCAAGAUCUAGUAAGAGAAGAAGCACAGAAAAUGAGUAGCCUUUUACCGACCAUGUGGCUUGGAGCACAGAAUGGAUGCCUGUAUGUUCAUUCGUCAGUGGCCCAGUGGAGGAAAUGUGUUCAUGCCAUUAAACUUAAAGAUUCUAUUCUCAGUAUUGUACAUGUCAAAGGAAUAGUCUUGGUUGCACUGGCAGAUGGGACGCUUGCGAUCUUUCACCGGGGAGUUGAUGGUCAGUGGGAUUUGUCAAAUUAUCACCUCUUGGACCUGGGCCGGCCACACCACUCCAUCCGGUGCAUGACAGUGGUACAUGACAAGGUCUGGUGUGGCUACAGGAACAAAAUCUAUGUUGUUCAACCAAAGGCCAUGAAAAUAGAGAAGUCCUUUGAUGCCCACCCAAGGAGGGAGAGCCAAGUGAGGCAGCUGGCAUGGGUGGGGGACGGGGUGUGGGUGUCCAUCCGCCUGGACUCCACCCUGCGCCUCUACCACGCCCACACCUACCAGCACCUGCAGGAUGUGGACAUUGAGCCCUAUGUAAGCAAAAUGCUUGGUACUGGUAAACUGGGAUUCUCAUUUGUGAGAAUCACAGCACUUAUGGUGUCUUGUAAUCGUUUAUGGGUAGGAACAGGAAAUGGUGUCAUCAUCUCCAUUCCAUUAACAGAAACUGUAAUCCUCCACCAGGGACGUUUACUGGGGCUGCGGGCCAAUAAAUCAGCAGCAGGCUCUGGAAACCGUCCGGGGAGCGUGAUCCGUGUGUAUGGAGACGAGCACAGUGACAAAGUGACUCCAGGGACAUUCAUCCCCUACUGUUCCAUGGCACAUGCACAGCUCUGCUUCCACGGCCACCGGGAUGCUGUGAAAUUCUUUGUCGCAGUACCAGGUCAGGUUGUUUGCCCUCAGAGUAGUGGUGGAACAGAUCUAACAGCUGAUAAACAAGCCCAGGAGUCCUUGAACCAGAGUCCCUUAAAAUCAAUGUUGGUGAUAAGCGGUGGAGAAGGAUACAUUGACUUCAGAAUGGGUGAUGAAGGAGGAGAAUCUGAACUCCUGGGAGAAGCUCUACCACUUGAACCUUCUGUAGCCAAAGCUGAGAGGAGUCACUUGAUAGUGUGGCAAGUCAUGUGUGGCAGUGAGUGAGCCUGUAGGAUGCAGUUGGAGACCUUAAAAAUGGCAGGGGAGGGGAGGGGGGAAGCAAAAAAAAAAAAAAAAAGCUUCUGCAUGUUUUUUUUUUUAAUUUUGUGAACCUGUUUCACUACAUGAUGUUGAAGCAUUUCUUUGCUGUUUAACUUUAUAUUGAAACCUGUCAUACGUUAGCUGUACAGGAAUUACCUUGUGCUGUUUUACUGCACCCUGUUAAAUGGAACAGUGUGAGGAAAUCAGAUGUUUCUCCAGCUGGUGUGCACACCUCAGUGAGCAGCUGAUACAGUUUUACUGUACCACAGCAAUCUCAUGUGUUCACUUCUUUGGUAGUCUCACUUGAGUUAAGCUUUGUUCCAACUGAGCUUCAUUUCACUGUAUAAUGCAUUGGGUAAAACAGCAGAGUUAUUCCCAGAGUAUGAAAAAAAUGGACAAAUUAAAAGAUGGAUUAUUAAGACUCAUCCAAAUACUCAGUGAGGGCUGAAGCAAACUGUAUUUCAGCUUUUGUUUUCAAACCUGGAAAAUCUUGCUCAUACAGUGUACACAGUUUAAUUUGUUACAUUCUUCAGAAUUUGUGGGGGGAAAGAGGAGGCUGUAUAGGAAUUAAAAGGAAAAUAUUUAAAUAAAAUUGUAUUUUCACUAUUGAACCUUAAAGUUUGACAACUGCUGCCCUCAGUAAUGAGCAAUUUUGAGCAUAAUGUUUUUCCAUCUCCCUGACAUGGAACAACUGUUUCUAAAGGGUAUUCUUAUGUUGAUAUGAAUUGGAAAAUAACUGUAAAAUUCUCAAACAGGGGAUAUGUUUUGUUCUUUUCUUAACUCCUUAUGUCCUAAGCACUUAGAAUGAUCUUGUCUGCCUAACUGGUCAAACUCAUAAGGCAGUAUGUGUGAAGGUUGGAGACCUCAGUUAGAGCAUGCGAAAAGACUGAGAGUGUACAGGAAAAAAACACAUUCUGCACAAGUGAGAUCAUAAAGGUGAUGCCUCAGGCAUCAAAGGAAGUGUAGUUCCAGAUAAUUAGGUACAAAUUGUAUUUUUUUUCUGUAGCUCCAUACUCCAGUUGAGUUAAAAAAAUAAUUCAGCAACAAUAUUAUCCGGUAACACAAUGACAGAGAAAAUUCUCCUACCAAAAGUCAGGAGGCUAAUAUUAGGCUGACAUUCUGUCUACUCACCAUCUUUUUUUUAAUGGUAAAUGUGAGUUUAAGACUGUCUUUCUUUUAUGUUGAAAUUUCUGCGUUAGUAUCAGACCUAAGUUGAACACUUCAUGAUUUCUGUACUUCAGAAGAUUUAAAACCCCAAAUUUUCUCUUUAAUUUAGUCUCUGGAAAGUAAUAGUUUUGAGGGGUUUUAAUAAUCAUCCAGCAUUUAGACCCAAAAGGCUGGAGCUGUUCAGAUUAGCAGAGAAAUUUAGUAACUUGGUUAUAUGAGAGAACUGAACAGUUUCAGAGGAGUAAAUAUAGAAACACUUUUUUAAAACUGCCUAAACAUUUUUAUGCAAUAGGAGCAGUUCUGGUCUAUCAGGCAAACAUGUGUUUAUAUAUUUUCUUAAUUUUUAAAAUGAACACAUUUAGCUGAGGUCUAUUGUGUAAAUAUAUAUUUAGGCAGCUUUUUCAAAUGCAUAUCAUAGCUGAUAAACCAGAAAAUCUCCAUUCAGGUCUAUUGGUUAGAUUUAUAUGUAUAAAUACUUUUUAAGCAACAUAUUUUGUACACAGCUGUUCCUCUCGUAAAUAUGUAUUUAGGACAUGAACUAUGUAGUAAAAAUCCUUAUUAAAGAUGUUUAAUAUCUUGGUAGUAUUUUUCUCUUCAGAAUGCCAAAAGCAAUGAAAGCAUGUUCUUCAUAAUUUGCUUUCCAUAUUCAUCUUGAAUGUCACUCUUAAAGUACUUUGGCUUAAAUAUAAAGUCUGGAAGCUUAUUAAAAAUUAUACAAAUACCAAUUAUACAAAAGUAACCUGAGUCAACACUCUUAGACCUAUUUUAAACUUAUAGGCAUGUAUGCUGAACAUGAAGCACAUCUGAAUUAACUGAUGGGAUGUCUUAAGAAAAAUGCUGUCUAAACAUUUACUGUUGUGUAGAAUCUUCACUGUGAGUGGUGCAGUUUCAUUGCUUUUCCUGCCAUUUUCUUGAAUUUAUUUUUUUUCUCUUUGGAAAACACAAUCUCCAAAGUUUUUUUACUCACUGGUUGAUUGUCACAUUCUCAUGUUCUCAGAAGAAAAAGCGCACAAUUCUGUUAUUUGGUUCUUUGUAGGAUUUAAUUUGUUAUUAAAGACAAGCUGUUUUCUCUGAGCGGCGUUACUGCUCCAGCUGGAGCAGUGCAACCUGGCAAGUGUGUACCUGGUCUUUUGCCAAAUGGAGCUGGCCCACCGUGCCAUUUUAGUCACUUCAGUGGGCCAGCCCUUGCAAAUAUUUCAGAGAAUAAUGGAUUGCUUCUGUCCAAAAGUGGAAGGGUUUUAAAGCAGACAGUAGUUGAACUGUGUAGCACUAUGGGUGUAGAUAAAGGCAUGUGUACUUCUCUUUAUUUCUCAUUUUAAAACUUUAUCCCCUGUCCUAAGGUACAGUAGAUUACUGGGUCCCUGUUGCCGUCACAGUGUGCUGGGCUGUAUAAACUCCCCUUAAUGUCACUUUGAAAGGUGAAUAAAGCCUGCAGACGCCAGGCACUGCGAUGACAAUACACCCUCAACUCCGUCUCAAGAAUGUUUAUGCAUUACACUCGUGAUUAAAGCAUCAUAUAAAUAGGAGCUAAUCUCUUGAUAUCUACAGCUUGUUAAUAGUUUGGAAACAUUUCGAGCACAAAAUAUGCAGCACAUGACUUGCCUGGGUAGGGGUGUUUGCAUGGUGAGGGUGAGGCUGCAUUGUCCAUUCCUUGGGAAGGUCUUCCUGUGCCGGAUAGGAUCGAGCUGACAGAGCGUAGACACUUUAUCAUAGGCUGCCUUAGUAAUAAACAAAUGUUUAAUCUGUUUUAUUAUACUAACUGUUCUAAAGAACAUAUGUCUUUAAAAAAUGCUGUGUAACUGAAUAUUUAUUUCCAUGUGAGUAUUAUAAAAGUUACCAAAGGAUUAAACCUGAUUUAGCACUCUGUAAAUGGCCCUGUUGAGGUGGGCCUUGUGAAGGCCUCGCUCUGUAAAACGAGACAUGGUAAACUCAAAUACAGUUCUUCUUUAGGGAAAUUAAAUGUUCUUUUCUAACAGGGUUAUGCCAUAUUGUAACAACCUAUAUUGCACCUCAAAGCAUUUUUCUAUACACUAAAUGUCUCUCCCGCCCUCUAACAAGAUUAAGUUUCCUUUAUUAAUUUUGUUGAUGCACAUUUCUCAAUCUUUUAAACAUAUAUUUUAAACAUUUUAUGGUCUGUAAUUUUUGAAAGUUUUGUCUGUUGGACACUUUAUGCUGAAUUUUACUUGCCUCUGUAAUCUGAGAUGGAUUCUACAGCGUUAAACUUGCUGUCUGUUAAAACUUGAGGCUUCUUUUCUGUGAGCAGAAGAGCUCAUAUAGCAGUGUAGUUAUUUCAGUAUUUAUUUCUAUUAUUGAAUCCAUGAGGUUCAGAAUGUAACUUUGUACAUGAAAUAUAUAUAAAUAUGUAUAUGAAACAUG